Pieris brassicae (large cabbage white) is the source of this 1327-nucleotide messenger RNA. Its product is annotated as vitellogenin-3-like. The transcript has 7 exons. Gene Ontology annotation, molecular function: lipase activity. The record is from RefSeq and is a predicted model, not a curated record. Lineage: Eukaryota; Metazoa; Arthropoda; Insecta; Lepidoptera; Pieridae. Bases 47 to 976 code for a protein of 309 amino acids.
AACAACGUCGUCUUCAACAUUAAAUUUUUUAUUUUAUUUCUUUAAAAUGAAACUCGGUGCUUUUGGUGUCUUUCUUAUGUUGUAUCAAGUAGAAGCCGCUUCGUUAUGGUGUUAUGGAAGCGAAGGCUAUCACACAAUUACACCACUAACAUCACCUUUAGGUUUGCUCGAUUCUCCAUUCAAUGUAAACCUUGGAACUGUUAUAUUUACAUUUGGAUUUAAUGGCAAAGUAAAUGGCACGGAAACAUUAGCAGUAGUUGGCGCCUACAUGGAGUACAAAAAGGAUAAUCCAAUUAACUUUAUUCUACUCGAGUGGGAGAAAGAAGCAGUAUGUGAUAUUACCUACGGACCUAUAAUUAAAUAUUUAUCAAGGGGAAUACAUAACGCCAAGAAGAUUGGAUGUCUAUUAGGAGAUGCACUUAUGGAAUUAUCUGAGCAUGGUCUUGAUUUGGAUAAAGUGCAUUUGAUAGGACAUUCCCUUGGGGCUCAUCUCAUGGGACAUGCUGGAAAACGAACACAACAAAAGGGAACGCAGCUAAAAAGAAUCACGGGAUUGGACCCAGCAGGACCACUGUUCACGGAUCCCAUUAAGUUAGUUCGCGGCCUAGAAAGGACUGACGCCUUUUUUGUAGAUGUAUUACACACAAAUCCACAACAAUUAGGCACGUCGAAUAAUAUCGGAGAUGUUGAUAUAUGGGUUAAUUGUGAUUUGGAAUAUCAACCUGGCUGUUCAGAAUCAAAAGUCGCUUGCAGCCAUUUACAGUCAGCUAUAUAUUUUGCCGAAUCCGUGAAUUAUCCUUCAUCAUUACCAGCUGUGUCGGCAGAGAGUUGUCAUGAUUGGAGCAACGGAGAUUAUAAUAAUAGCGAUAUUUUAUUCCUCGGGAUACCUUACAAUAGCCAAGCAAAAGGGGACUUCUUUUUAAGAACUAAUUUGAAGUCACCAUAUGGAAAAGGAAUCGAUGGUAUUCAUCCCUGAAAUUAUAUAUAAAAUAAUAUAAUAAUUUAUUAUUGUAAAAGUUACGAUUUUAAAUUGAAAUUAUUUAUAAAAAUAAAAAUUCCAAUGAAAAAAUUCAGUAUUUGGGUGACUCGCUUAUAGAUAGUUUUAACUUGAUGUCGGGUAGUAUUGGAAUUACUUCAGUUAGGCACUUUUGUUUACACUUUUCUUCACUGAUUCAAUAUUCACUUUAAAAUUUUAGUAAUUAGCCCGGGUGCGCAGUGCCGCUUGUUUUUAUAUCCAUUUCCCUACUUCGACACGUUCCCCUCCGGCCUGACUAUGACGUCAGUUCCGUAAAAGCACUUUAAAUAAAAUUAGCAGGGUUUAUAUGAU